CCGUGGCUGUCAAGCAGCGCCGAAGAAUUGGAAGGGCAAACGCUGGCAAGGCAGGGAAGGACCAGCACAAGACGGCGUUUUGUAGCCGGGGGGGGGUUGCAUUUAGAUUUAGAUUAUAAGUGACAGGCGAAACCUUGUUUAUUUGCAAGCUGAAAUUAAAGUACGCAAAGUUUUUUUUUUUCCUAAACGAUUGCAUAUUCCAGAGGUAUAUAUGGAUAUAUUUCGGCUAGACGCGUUUUGUUUGUUACGAAGAUUUUUCAAAUUAGAAGGACUUGCAAGAGGAACAAUAUGUUUGGUGCACAUUUCAGCCUGUUGAUGAUGGAAAAAACUCGAGAGAGGACAGGAUCGGAUCCUGUGUCCAGAAGUGAAGAUAGUAGCAUUAAAUUUGUCAAAUGGUGAACUGAAGAUCUUUUGGGGGGGAAAAAGAUGUGUUUUGGGCGGAAAUAAUUUCUGUGGCAAGCUUGGCCGAACAAUGGAUAAAGCAGUUGCACUCACUUUUUCUGAUAUAAUAGAGACUACUUCAUUUGGAAUGGAGGAAAAGUGUAAAGUUUUUGUAAAUGGAGGGAUGGUAGGAUUACAAUGAGGGGAACUCAACGCAGGACAUACAGCGUAAGGAAUUUAGUCGCCAAACUAGAUUUGCCUCUAGACGUAUGUUUUUGCAAGAGAAUCGUGUCUUUGCAAAGCAUAUGUCAUUUAGUUAAGAGGCGACUGAAAGAAAUCGCUUUCCUAGUUGGAGGGUGGGGAAAGACAUUAUUUACAGUCUCUGUGAGGGGAAAUUGGUGAAUUAAAGGAAGAAUAAAAUCCUUAUCAGGGCACCCAGGGCAGAGGGGAAUCCUCGGAGGAGGGAGGGGGACACGAAGAAGCAAGAAAGAUCUGGCCGCAGUGUGGAGAAAGCAUGGGCUGCGCCUCCAGCAUCCAUAUAUCGGAUAGGGUGGUGUAUCACAGCGGAAAAGAGGCGGAGGAUUCGCACCCACCGCCGCCGCCGCAGCAGCACAGUGCCGCCUUACAGGCGCGGCAGCAGAGAAACUCCGUCGUCGGCUCCUCCGCAAAAGCCGCCGCUGGUAAGAACAGAGUCAAGGAGGUUCAGUUUGGACCAAUGAAGCUCUAUCAAGAUCAGCUCCAGGUCAUGCUGGUGUUCGCCAAGAACGACGGGCAGUGCGGCGGCUUCCUGCGGGCCUGCGAGAGGGCAGGCCUCAGGUGCAGCGUGGCCAGGACGCCGGAGGCUGCGCUGCAGCUCUUCCUGGAGACGCACCACGACGUUGUGAUCGUGGACCGCAGGCAUAGCCGACGCCUUGAUGCUGAUUCCGUGUGCCGGGCGAUUCGAGCCGUGAAGUCUUCAGAGAACACCGUCAUUGUUGCCGUGGUGAAGAGGCCAGAUCGAGAGGAAGCCUCUGUGAUGCCACUGAUUACUGCUGGAUUCAACAGGAGCUAUGUGGAGAACCCCAACGUCAUGAGCUGCUACAACGAGCUGAUCCAACUAGAGCAUGGCGAGGUUCAGGCGCAGUUCCGGCUCAGAGCGUGCAGUGCCAUCUUCACUGCGAUGGAGCAGAGUGAAGAGGCCAUCGAGAUCACCAAUGAAGACAAAGUGAUUCAGUAUGUAAACCCCACCUACGAGGCCAUGAUGGGGUACCAGCAGGGGGAGCUGCUGGGGAAGGAGGUGAUGGAGGUGCCCGAAAGUGAGAGCAAGCCCGACCUCCUGGAGACCAUAAACUCCUACAUCCAGAAAGGAAAGGAGUGGCAGGGUGUUUAUUACACCAAGAAGAAGAACGGGGACAGUGUGCAGCAGGACGUGAGGAUCACGCCGGUGACCGGGCAGGGGGGGAAAAUCAGGCACUUUGUUUCCAUUAACCGGCCAUUAAAUGACAGUAAGAUGGAUACGUGUGGGGGCCGCGUCCCAGCGGAAUCCCAAACAGACAUCCAGUGCAGCAAGCACAAAGAUUGGAGGAAAGGCUCGCUCGAUGUCAGGUCCACCACCUCUCGGGGAAGUGAUGGCAGCUCACAGAAACGGCACUCUUCUAUGGCCCGGAUUCACUCCAUGACCAUUGAGGCCCCCAUUACCAAGGUGAUCAACAUCAUCAAUGCGGCCCAGGAGAGCAGCCCCGUGCCGGUGGCCGAGGCCCUGGACCGCGUGCUGGAGAUCCUGCGAACUACAGAGCUCUACUCCCCCCAGCUGGGCAGUAAGGAGGAGGACCCCCACACCAGUGACCUUGUCGGGGGGCUGAUGAUGGACGGCUUGCGGAGAUUGUCAGGAAAUGAACACAUCCUCGCCACCAAACAGUCCCAACAUGGCCCCAGUCACAUGAUCACCCCGCUGUCGCUCACCGACAUCCCCCAGCGUGUGGCCCAAGCCAUGGAGAACGAGGAAUCUUGGGACUUUGACAUCUUCAACCUAGAGGCGGCCACCAUGAAACGGCCGCUGGUGUACUUGGGGCUGAAGGUGUUCUCACGCUUCGGGGUUUGUGAGUUCCUCCACUGCUCGGAGGCGACGCUGAGGGCCUGGCUGCAAGCCAUCGAGACCAACUACCACAGCGGGAACCCGUACCACAACUCCAGCCACGCCGCUGACGUCCUGCACGCCACCGCCUACUUCCUGUCCCGGGAGCGUGUGAAGGCCAGCCUGGACCCCAUCGACGAGGUGGCGUCUCUGAUUGCGGCCGCGGUACACGACGUAGACCACCCGGGCCGCACCAACUCCUUCCUGUGCAACGCGGGCAGCGAGCUGGCCGUCCUGUACAACGACACGGCCGUGCUGGAGAGCCAUCACACCGCCCUGGCCUUCCAGAUCACCACCCGCGAUGGAAAGUGCAACAUCUUCAGGAACAUGGAGAGGACUGAGUACCGCACGCUGCGACAGGCCGUCAUCGACAUGGUCCUGGCCACUGAGAUGACCAAGCACUUCGAGCACGUCAACAAGUUUGUGAACAGCAUCAACAAGCCGCUGGCUGCGCUGGAGGAGAACGAGGGAAGCGGGGAGGAGUCCAUGAAGACGAUCCUGACGUCCCCCGAAAACCGGAUCCUCGUGAAGCGCAUGCUCAUCAAAUGUGCAGACAUCUCCAACCCGUGUCGGCCGCUGCGGCUCUGUGUGGAGUGGGCGGGCCGCAUUUCCGAGGAGUAUUUCGCUCAGACAGAAGAAGAGAAGAGUCAGGGGCUGCCUGUGGUGAUGCCCGUGUUCGACAGGAACACCUGCAGCAUUCCCAAAUCCCAGAUCUCCUUUAUUGACUACUUCAUCACGGAUAUGUUUGAUGCCUGGGAUGCCUUUGCUGACCUUCCCAACCUCAUGCAGCACCUAGACAACAACUUCAAGUAUUGGAAAAGCCUAGAUGAGCGCAACCUGCGCAGCCUGGCCCCCCCACCGGAGUAGCUGUUUUGUGGCGCCUGCGCAGCCUGGGACCCCCCCAGAUCGAGUAGCUAUCCUGUAGCGCCCACAAAGGCGGCUGUGGAGAAGGAGCAGUUCCUUUGUCCUCUAGCUGCGCAUUGUUGCAGAUUGUGACCGGGACACAGGCACAGCCCCCACGUUAUGGAAUCGCCCAGAAGAGGUGGCGACGGACGACUAAAGCCCCACAACUUGAAUGGGCCGACGUUGAGGAUAAGCGGGGCAUGGAGUGGGGUGGCGGGGGGGUUUGCUGACCAGCCCGGAGAGGAGAUGGCUGCCUCCCUGGAUGCCUUUGAGGGGUGUGAACGGGAAUGUGAGAGACUGGAUGAUCUGUCACACAGGAUCCAUGCUGUAGUACUGCAGUGUGUCCCUACUUUUGCCUGUUUCUGUUUAAUCCCCUGAUUUUUUUUGUCCCCCCCCCCCCCCAAACUGUUUCAGUAUAAAGCAUCCAGCUGGGAGUCUGUAGAGUUGGCUUCUCAGUUUGGGGCCGUCAUCGUAAGGCCCACAGAUGGAUUUUUCCAUCCUGCCCAUUGACUUUCGGCCAACAUGUUCGGUGUAUUUAUUUUCUUGUAGGCGUUUGAUAUUUCCUGCGAGGUUAGAGAAUUGACUCAUAAAUAAUAAACUUAAUGAAAAAUAAGUGCUAAGCCAAAGCCUUGAGGUUCGUAUCCGUCAGCAUACAUUUCAUUGAUACCUAUAUGUUUAUUUUUGCAAUGUAACAGGAUACCUUUUAUGAUGCACUGUAAACGACAAUGAAAAUGUACAGCUGGGACACCCCAUGCUGGGCCUGGUCACAUGACCACGUGAGUGUGGGUGUCCCUGUGGUCCGUCUGGACGUGUGAUGCCUGAGAGAUGCUGCGAAAGCGCGUGGCUUCCAGUGACCGAAUCGUGAAUGAAAGUGUUCAGGACUUGAAUUAAUUUUUUUGUACUUGAUGAUAUAAUCUACUGAGAAAACUGCCUUAUUUUAUACUAUAUUUAUACACUGUAUCCCACUGUGUAAAUACAAAGAAUGUCUGGACUUGGUAAUUUAGUCAGAAGUAGUAUUAUGACAAAGCUAUUUUUAUAGACUGUUUGGAUUUGACACUGGAGUAACAGAAGAGACCAUAAACCGUGCAGAACUUAA
Messenger RNA from Paramormyrops kingsleyae, 4493 nucleotides. RefSeq names its product high affinity cAMP-specific and IBMX-insensitive 3',5'-cyclic phosphodiesterase 8A-like. Gene Ontology annotation, biological process: regulation of DNA-templated transcription; signal transduction. NCBI's taxonomy places the organism in Eukaryota, Metazoa, Chordata, Actinopteri, Osteoglossiformes, Mormyridae. Gene Ontology annotation, molecular function: 3',5'-cyclic-nucleotide phosphodiesterase activity. The record is from RefSeq and is a predicted model, not a curated record.